AUGUAUUGCUGUGGACUGGGACACUGGCGGAGAGUGCAGUCCACCUAUGGAGAGCGUCACGAUUUGGACUUCGUGGAGGAGAGAAAUGCCCAGGUGCAGCUGGAGAAGGCCAAGUACCGGCCUGUUGCAUUCGCCGUUCGUUGCAACUUCUCUUACACUCCAGCAGACGACGACAACGUCCCCGUGCCGGGCCAGGCCGUCACCUUCGAGUCCAGAGACUUCCUGCACGUCAAAGAGAAGUUUAACAAUGAAUGGUGGAUCGGCCGGCCGGUGAAGGAGGAUGGUGUGGUGGGCUUCGUCCCCAGUCCAGUCAACCUGGAAACCAUCCUCAUCAGAAGAGAAGUGCAGGCGAGGAAGGCUGCCAAGGCCUUAGCCAAUAAAGCAGCUGCUCAACCCGCUCAAGAUAUGAACUCAAAGAAAUACACUCCUCCCUCACAAGCCAAUCAGCAAGUGAAAAAGAAACCGGGGGAGCAGACGGCUAUGUAUGAUGUAGUGCCUACAAUGCGUCCUGUGGUUCUAAUGGGACCAUCACUGAAGGGCUUAGAGGUAACAGAUAUGAUGCAAAAAGCUCUAUUUGACUUUUUAAAACAUCGAUUUGAAGGCAGAAUCAGUAUCACACGAGUCACAGCAGACAUCUCUCUGGCUAAACGCUCCAUCCUCAACAACCCCGGCAAAAAGGCCUUAAUGGACCGGUCCAACACCCGCUCCCAUUUAGAUGCUGCCGCUCAGAUCCAGGGCGAGGUGGAGCGUAUCUUCGAGCUGGCACGCAGCCUGCAGCUGGUGAUUCUGGAUGCAGACACAGUCAAUCAUCCUCUCCAGGUGGCUAAGACCUCCCUGGCUCCAAUCCUCGUCUACCUCAAGAUCUCCUCACCGAAAGUGUUGACCCGACUGAUCAAGACGAGAGGGAAGUCUCAGACCAAACAUCUUAACGUUCAGAUGGUGGCAGCAGACAAGCUCGCCCAGUGUCCGCCUGAAAUGUUUGACGUCAUCUUAGAUGAAAACCAGCUAACAGAUGCAUGUGAGCACAUUGCUGAUUAUCUGGAGUCUUACUGGAGAGCCACUCAUCCACCAGAAAUGGAGGCUGCCAACUCACUGGUGGCCCAGCUGGCCGAGAAUACACUGCCCACCAAUCCUACAGGAAUGCCGGAUGAGCAGAAGAACAAAAAGUCAGCGGCCCCUAAGAGGAAGGGUACCCGUGAGAACCACCUAGACCCCGACCCCCCUUCAGCCCAGGCCCAGGAGCAGAGGGUGGAGGUGGGCCAAAAAGAGGAGGAGGAGCGGCUCCUUAAGAAUGACCCAAAGAAACCCCAGCACACCCACCACCAUCACCACCACCACCACCGCCGGAUGGAGAACCACAGUAACACCCAGCACAGCCAGACACCCGGUGGCAUGGAGGUACAGCCGAGUAGGGAUUCCAGCCAGAGGCCCCCCCGCAGGCCCCUGCACGAGGAGAGGGAGGAGGGGGCGGAGGAUCUGGUGGAGGAGGACAAGGAGGAGGCCCGCUACAACCACCGGGGCCACAACCACCAGCAUCAUAACAGCAACCACCAGCAUCACCACCACCACCAUCAGCAUCACCGUGGCAACAGUCAGCCACACGUCGAAGAGGACUAUGAGCAGGAGCACAAUGAACGCAACCGGCAGAACAGGCAUCACCAGCACAUUCCACCGCGGACGCACAACGCGGAGCACUAUCCCGUACACAAUCAACACAACUACCAUCAUCACCACGGCAGAGACAGAGAUAGAGACAAAGAGAGAGAUAGAGAAAGGCACAAGGACAGGGAAAGAGACAGAGAUAGGGAUCGAGGUAGAGACAGAGACGGAAGACAAUGGCACAAAGAUUCUAACACACACUCCUGA
Limanda limanda (common dab) is the source of this 1866-nucleotide messenger RNA. RefSeq names its product calcium channel, voltage-dependent, beta 2b (gene cacnb2b). The transcript has 15 exons. Gene Ontology annotation, biological process: neuromuscular junction development; chemical synaptic transmission; calcium ion transmembrane transport. Gene Ontology annotation, molecular function: protein binding; high voltage-gated calcium channel activity. The record is from RefSeq and is a predicted model, not a curated record. Gene Ontology annotation, cellular component: voltage-gated calcium channel complex. Lineage: Eukaryota; Metazoa; Chordata; Actinopteri; Pleuronectiformes; Pleuronectidae. The coding region runs from base 1 to 1866 and encodes 621 amino acids.